Ochotona princeps (American pika) is the source of this 2203-nucleotide messenger RNA. It is a transcript of the gene RBM47, whose product is annotated as RNA binding motif protein 47. The transcript has 5 exons. Gene Ontology annotation, molecular function: mRNA binding. The record is from RefSeq and is a predicted model, not a curated record. The coding region runs from base 159 to 1958 and encodes 599 amino acids. Gene Ontology annotation, cellular component: nucleus. Lineage: Eukaryota; Metazoa; Chordata; Mammalia; Lagomorpha; Ochotonidae.
CAGGAUUUGCCUCAAAGGGUACCCCAGAAACUGAGCAGAGAAAUCUCAGACAAGCUUCCUGAAUUUUCCUGUAUCAUCGUGUUCUGCACUGCGUGAGGAACCGGACAUAUCUACUAGGUGGUUUCCGGUUCCCACCAGCUGUGGAUGCCUUUGCCAUUAUGACCGCAGAGGAUUCCACUGCAGCCAUGAACAGCGACCCAGCCACAGCCGCUGCCGCAGCCGGGUCCUCAGCCAAAGUGCCUGAGGGCGUGGCAGGUGCCCCCAAUGAGGCGGCGCUGCUGGCGCUACUGGAGCGCACCGGCUACAGCAUGGCGCAGGAGAACGGACAGCGGAAGUAUGGCGGGCCGCCGCCAGGCUGGGACGGGCCGCACCCGCAGCGCGGCUGCGAGGUCUUCGUGGGCAAGAUCCCGCGUGAUGUCUACGAGGAUGAGCUGGUGCCCGUGUUCGAGGCAGUGGGUCGCAUCUACGAGUUGCGCCUCAUGAUGGACUUCGACGGCAAGAACCGCGGCUAUGCCUUUGUCAUGUACUGCAACAAGAACGAGGCCAAGCGCGCCGUGCGUGAGCUCAACAAUUACGAGAUCCGUCCAGGUCGCCUGCUCGGCGUGUGCUGCAGCGUGGACAACUGCCGCCUCUUCAUCGGGGGCAUCCCCAAGAUGAAGAAGCGGGAGGAGAUUCUGGAGGAGAUCGCCAAAGUCACCGAGGGCGUGCUGGACGUCAUCGUCUACGCCAGUGCGGCCGACAAGAUGAAGAACCGUGGCUUCGCCUUCGUGGAGUACGAGAGCCACCGCGCAGCCGCCAUGGCACGCCGCAAACUCAUGCCGGGCCGCAUCCAGCUAUGGGGCCACCAGAUUGCCGUGGACUGGGCCGAGCCGGAGAUCGACGUGGACGAGGACGUGAUGGAGACCGUGAAGAUCCUCUACGUGCGUAACCUCAUGAUCGAAACCACCGAGGACACCAUUAAGAAGAGCUUCGGCCAGUUCAACCCAGGCUGCGUGGAGCGCGUCAAGAAGAUCCGCGACUACGCCUUCGUGCACUUCACUAGCCGCGAGGAUGCCGUGCGCGCCAUGAACAACCUCAAUGGCACCGAGCUGGAGGGCUCGUGCCUGGAGGUCACGCUGGCCAAGCCCGUGGACAAGGAGCAGUACUCGCGCUACCAGAAGGCGGCCAAGGGCGGCGGUGUGUCUGAAGCGGCUGCACCACCACCCAGUUAUGUGUACUCAUGCGACCCCUACACACUGGCCUACUACGGUUAUCCCUACAAUGCCCUCAUAGGACCCAACAGAGACUACUUCGUGAAAGCAGGCAGCGUAAGAGGCCGAGGGCGAGGUGCAGCCGGCAACAGAGCCCCGGGGCCCAGGGGUUCCUACCUCGGGGGAUAUUCCGCUGGCCGUGGUAUCUAUAGCCGCUAUCACGAAGGGAAAGGAAAACUGCAAGAGAAAGCAUAUGAACUCGUGCCGAAUUUGGAAAUCUCUUCAGUCAACCCAGUUGCCAUUAAACCUGGUGCAGUGGCCAUCCCUGCCAUUGGGGCCCAGUAUUCCAUGUUUCAGGCAGCUCCGGCGCCUAAGAUGAUUGAAGACGGCAAAAUCCACACCAUGGAGCACAUGCUCAGCCCCAUCGCCGUGCAGCCUGACCCAGCCAGCGCCGCUGCUGCAGCCGCCGCAGCCGCCGCAGCCGUCAUUCCUGCCGUGUCCACACCACCGCCUUUUCAGGUAGAGAGCCUGCUCCAGGGUCGCCCGAUAACUCCAGUCUACACGGUGGCUCCAAACGUCCAGAGAAUCCCCGCUGCUGGGAUCUACGGGGCCAAUUACGUUCCGUUUGCUGCUCCGGCCACAGCCACGAUCGCCACACUACAGAAGAACGCGGCCGCCGUGUACGGAGGCUAUGCGGGCUACAUACCUCAGGCCUUCCCCGCUGCUGCUAUCCAGGUCCCCAUUCAUGACAUCUACCAGACGUACUGAGACUGCCGCAGCGAGCGCAGACCAGCCCACAAAGCUGCCACCACCAGAGGCCCACUGGUACUAUUUAUGAAGAAAGCCCAUGUUGGAGUAGCACAUGUGUGAAACCUGGAAGUGAAGAAUGUUAUCCAGAAAUAUUUUAUAUACAUGAAGUUGUCUUAAGACUGUCCAAGUCAGCAGGCCUGUGUUCAUGCAUUUCUAAGACUCGUACAUUGGUUCGUGCCUUAAUAACAACACCUUGGAAACUA